AUGAAACUCCAGCAGUGGACAAGUUGUCCAAGAAGAGACCUGCAGCUGACUUUGAAGAGGAGGGGCCGCCAAGCGCUGCGGGAAAUGAGGUUCAUUCUAUGUUGGAGAAAUUUGGAGCUGAUAUCAACAAGGUGAUGCAGGCCAAGAAGAAACGUCUGGAGUGUCUGACGAAGAACUACAUGAAGGGAAGCCAACACAAGCUGGAGCAGCUGUGGAACAGCUAUCACUCCCAGAGACAGAAGAUGACUCAGCAGUACUCGCAGCAGGUGUCCUCAGCGCUGCAGCAGUGGGAGACUGAAGCCCAGCGAACUGAGGAGCAGGAGGAGAAGCUCAACAGUCUGUUCAGACAGCAGCAGAAGAUCCUGCAGCAGGCCAGAGUGGUGCAGAACCAGAAGCUGAAGACUGUCCGAGAGCUCUACGAGCAGUUUGUGAAGAACAUGGAGGACAUGGAGAAGAGCCACGAUGCUUUCCUGCAGGGGGCGCAACAAGAGCUGAGGAAGGAGAUGGCCACGCUGCAGAAGAAGAUCCUCAUGGACACGCAACAGCAGGAGAUGGCCACGGUCCGGAAAUCACUGCAGUCCAUGUUGUUCUAACCUGCUGCUGUCAACACGGCGACAGGGCCAGUUUCACACCGUUGUCGUUGCCGUGGUUAUUGUUGCCGUAAUCCUGCAACGUUGUCACGGUUGCACAAGCCGUAUUUACACAGUUACGUUUCCAUAGCGACGAUGUUUUCUGUCAUGUGACAGAUUUUUGCUCCUUUUUUCCUCGUUUAAUAAACAUAUGAAGUAUAAGUAUAUAAGUAAUCGUCCGCCUCUAACAGCUGACGUUUGUUUGACUUUGUGCGUUUCCUGUAUGUUAAAUUAGAAAACAAAGAUUUUUAUCUGUUGCAAAUGUUUGUAUGAAUUAAUACGGCAACGAGCAGAUGAUCAAUUAUUCACUCUGCAAAACAUAAGUUGUGAAAUCAUCUUGACCGUCUGUGAGAGUAAAAAUAAACAAUUCUUUAUGUACAAAGUCAAAGUGUUAAGAAUUCAGUUUAAUUAUAAUAAAUAUUAAAAGGUGAAUUCACAAAGAAUGGAUUUUGUCACAAGAGAUGUGCCUGAUAUUACAGCUGACACCUUUUGUUUUGUGCAUUUAAUGA
Molecule: messenger RNA, 1138 nt
Organism: Cottoperca gobio
Lineage: Eukaryota; Metazoa; Chordata; Actinopteri; Perciformes; Bovichtidae
Gene: sycp3
Product: synaptonemal complex protein 3
Exons: 7
Biological process (GO): spermatid development; meiotic cell cycle
Cellular component (GO): synaptonemal complex
Source: RefSeq, a predicted model, not a curated record